Messenger RNA from Fimicolochytrium jonesii, 1449 nucleotides. Its product is annotated as kinase-like domain-containing protein. Gene Ontology annotation, biological process: mitotic DNA damage checkpoint signaling; protein phosphorylation. Gene Ontology annotation, molecular function: protein serine/threonine kinase activity; ATP binding. The coding region runs from base 1 to 1449 and encodes 482 amino acids. The transcript has 10 exons. NCBI's taxonomy places the organism in Eukaryota, Fungi, Chytridiomycota, Chytridiomycetes, Spizellomycetales, Powellomycetaceae. The record is from RefSeq and is a predicted model, not a curated record. Gene Ontology annotation, cellular component: nucleus.
AUGAGUGAGGUGAAGGCGGACGCCACAGAACUUUACGACGGUCCCACGGAAAUCCUAGACGACCAGAACACACAAGUAGAAACCAUAAAACCCACAGGCACUUCCCCUCAGGAAGACCCCAGAGAAGUCUCGCCUUCACCAGAACCAGGGCAAACGGGAGAUAGCAGAAAGCGCACAGCAGAAACCCCAGCCGAUGGUGAACGCAAGCGAAAGAAAGUUGCGGAGGGGCAUGAAAAGGAGAAUCGACCGGGCGCUGUGGCAAAGAGGACGCGAACGAGCGAUGAAAGACCUACGUUUUCGGUCGUCGAUAACGAAACCAAUGACGAGAUUUUGGACUUCUAUCACCAGUUUCCGGGGUUGAAGGACAAGUACCAUCUGAUUUGCAAGAUUGGGGAAGGAACGUUCAGCUCCGUAUACGAAGCCGUUGACCUCGAACACGACCUUUGCGACAACACCGCCUGGAGUCGACAGCUGACCGACAGGCCGAAGGACGACCCGUACUAUGUUCCGCUGGCGAAGGCCUUCGGCAACGCGCCGUCGGUUGCAUUGAAGCGUAUUUAUGUUACGAGUAGCUCCCAGAGGAUAUGUAAUGAAAUUAGGGUCUUGUCGACUCUACGUGGACAUCCAAACAUUGUGCACCUUAUCACGGCGCUACGGCAUCAAGAUCAGGUCGUCGUUGUCUUGCCAUACUUCAGGCAUUCGGAUUUCCGGGACUUCUAUCUCAAACUAACCAUGGACGAGAUCCGCGACUACAUGCGCGCACUCCUGAGCGGCCUGGAGCACAUACACAAGUAUAGGAUCAUCCACCGCGACGUCAAGCCUAGCAACUUUCUGUACAAUCUGAAGAUGCGUACGGGCGUGCUGUGUGAUUUUGGGUUGGCGCAGAGGGAAGAAAUGACGGCCCCGAAGAUCACCAGCGAAGGCCUGUCCAGCGUCUCUCCAGCGCCGCCGAAGCGCUCGAACCGAAAGCCUGGGUACAUCAUAAACGACCCAAGACCAAGCGUCCGAGCGUCUCGCGCCGGUACCCGCGGCUUCCGCGCGCCUGAAGUCUUGAUGAAAGUAACCCAUCAAACAUGUGCAAUCGACCUAUGGUCAGUAGGCGUGAUCCUCCUCAGCAUCUUCACCGGCCACUUCCCGUUCUUCCAAUCCAGCGAGGACCAGGAGGCGUACCUGGAAAUUGCGCACAUUUUCGGGAAACAGGCGAUGCAGAAGUUGGCUUUGCAGUUUCGCCGCCACCUCGAAACCAAUAUCCCAUCCGUCGACGCUCCCAUGCCCUUCGAAACCCUCUGCGAGCGCCUGCACAGCCGUCGCGCGAAAGAGAUCCCGCCCGAGGGGUAUGAUCUGCUCAAGAGGUUGCUGGCGCUGCAUCCUGAGGAGAGGAUUACGGCGGCUGAGGCUUGUAUGCAUCCGUUUUUGGCGGGGGGUGAUGGUGGUAGGGCGACGGAGUAG